AUGGAGUGUUCUUCAGACCAAAAGCGCCAUGAGCUUCCAGAACUGGAUUUUGGUCCCGUGUUAGCUUUGCAGUCAUCCCUCGAAGGGAUCGGCACAGAGACCAGCAACAUUGGAUUUGCACGGAAGCCAAAACCGCUGGUGUAUAAAGCCCGUCCGAAAGGGAGUGCCUUGGAGAUACAAUCGACAUUACCAUCAUAUGGACCAAGAGAAUUACCACCCAGUCCUUCGUCCACGCGUCCGGCCAAGGGAGAGCUCGAUAUACCAAUACUCCGAGGGUUUCCCGGCAGAGAGAUUCUCGGCGCUGUGACAGAUGAAGACCAAUGGGCUGCCGACUUGGAGAAAUCAAAGUCCCCUGGUUGGCCUCACGAUUUGGGUCUGUCGGAGACCAUCUUCCAUCAGCAUCCUCUGGCUGAUGAGAUGGGCUUAUCCAUUGAACAUCAAGCACUUCUGGGGUUGAUUAUCCCAGAGCAAAAGACGACCAGGAACAAGACUAAUGACUAUGAGGCUGAUGAAGAAAACUCAGAAAACGAAAGACAGGCCUUGGACCACAUUCAAGGAACAGUGUCGGCUACCGCCAUCCGUUCUCUUGGCAAGAGAGUCAAGUCUUUGACCAAGAUGAAAAGCGCCUCCAAGUUGCCGCACAGCAGCAGCAUGGCGACCAUGGCUGAGCUGCUGAUAGACUUUUCACCGCCUCCUCCUAUACCGAGCGAUCACCGUCCCAGCUUUCUUCGUGCGGCUAAGUCAGCAUCCUCGCUACGAUCAAAACAGGCAGCCCCGAGUGCUACAACCUUGAGAUCCAAGCGCAGCAUAGGCAUAGACAAAUCUCUCAUCUCGCAACCGAUACAGCCCCGCGAAGAACCCAGGUUGACCAGGUCUGAAACUACUCUAACAGGAUUUCAAAAAUCGUCGUCGUCACUCAGUCUGCCCCCUGUGAAUUUGCUCGUCUCAGCAGCCUCGGCAGACUUGGGAGUGCUUUCGAGACAACACCCAUCAUCGCCUAUCAUGCCACAGGCUCUUGGCUUGAAGGAGUUUAGGGCCGUGAAAGAGGUGACUUAUGGCUUGGCACGACCGCGCCUGUCGCCGAUGGAGUAUGUACGCAGGUUCCUCAUCGAGCAGGCAAAGGCUGCCCGUGAAGGGCGAGAUUGCAAUAUUGCAAGACCGGAACUCACCAGUUUCUUCACAAAGGACGACGAAAGAUUCAUUCUGAUUCCAAAGAUUCCUGCGUCUGCGAUGUACCUCACUCCUCAGACCCCUCUUACUCAAAGCUCCAUUCAAAAACCCAAACUUCAUCUCAGGCCUAUUGCCAAGCCUGUGGUGAAGGGCCCGAGGACCCGCGCCCGCAAUCCGGGCCCCUCAAAGCUCAACAUAAUCACGUCAGCGGUUUCCGACGACGAACCAGAGAAGGAAGAAACCCAAGGCGCCCGCGAAAUAUCUGUCAAUCCCAGCAAACCAGACGGGCGGCCUCAGGAAGAGCUGUGCACAACCCAAAUCCCAACACCUGAGAAGCACAGUCGUCUGAGCGACUCACUACUCCGGACACUGCGACCAACUAGCCCUACUUUAUCUGCUGGUCACCACCUAUCAGAUCAAACCCACUUCGUUGACAUCACGGCAGUACCAGCGCCUCUCAGGCUACUAGGACCAAAGCGCAACAAUCCGUUGCCGAGGGACAUUCAAGCGCUCUCCACAGCCAUACGCGAAGACAUAUCCAGGGACUCUGAUGCUGCUUCGACGCGUUCUAACGAAAGUGCUGUGACAAUACUGCGCAACGGAAAGCCGAUUCAUCCCAGAAACGCUACGUUUUCGGUUGAACAACCAAAGGAAAGAGGAACUACCGUCACCAGCAUCAUGGCAGAACCCGAAGGAAAGGGUUGCAACGAAGGCCACCAGACCAAGGAGGGCAAGAGCGAAAACACUGACUUCCCGGAGGAGGCCAUUGGACAACCCGAACCGGACGCUGGCCCUAUGAUCCAAGCAGUUUCCUCGGAUAUGGAUCGGCCGACUAGUCUGAUCAUUCCACCCGCCCUGCAGCAAUAUUUUGAUGAGCUUACUGAGAAGCACAACUCUUCGAAAGACAAGGCUCAAUCCCCUACACCAUCCCCCAAGUCCAGGGACAUUACUUCUGUGGAGGAGAGCACAGUGGAAAAUGACGCACCUAUCUCGGAUCAAGGCAAGACCGCGUCAGCUGCAACAGACGUUCAGUCACACAGCGGCCAAGGCAAGCCUUCAGCCGGUGCCUCGUCCAGCACAUCGAAUCCUGGUGCGAAACCACGCAAGUCUAAACCCACUCGUCCUGUGCGUUUCCCCAAGAUAAACGUUGCGGAUUGGGGACCUCCGCCAACACCCCCUCCGAACAAGCCAUUGCCGCCCCUGCCAAACCGACCACCAAACCGCCGCUUCAUGGCUUCUCCUUCGACUCCCUUGCCAACUUCUUCACACAAAAAACGACCAAUGGCAUCUGUAGCCCCAGCCUCGUCUGGAUCUCCAGUCAUACCAAAAAAGGCGCUCGUCAAGUCGCUGUCCGAGGCACCCCUCCGACAGCCCUCGCCUCGCAACCAGACUCAAAUCACCGACUUCUUCCAGAGUGCAGGAGAGGUGAAAGAACAGAGGCACAGAAUUGAAACCAAGGACGUCAACAGGACCAAACUUCAAGGUCCCAGUCCGUCAUCCAUAGUGCAACGCCUGCAGAGGAGGAUCUACGAGCUGGAGGAUGCUGCCAGGGCCCAGGUCAAGGAACGAACUAACGGCGGACAAACUGUCCAAAGCCUCGCAAACCCAGUUCAAGUUCAGACCAACAAAAGCUCGGAAGACGACGACGAGGAGGAGGACUCUAUCAUGGUUGUUCGUGUGGAGGACUUUACGUACCGACCUCCAACUACUAAUCCAGCCAAGACACAACCGCCAAUGUCGACCCUCGGGGGAGGCAUCUACAGUGACCCACAGCCUUUCAGGAACAUGGCAAUGGUCAAUACUUAUUCAGCGUACGAUCACAGGCCCCAAAAUGGUCAUCAAGAGAAUACGCCCAAGUCGCGAAUCCCGAUCAGAGCAACAACAACGCCGUCAUUUGGGCCACCAGCCGCGAAAUGCAGUCCGCCGGGCCUUGUUGAGAAGCAGAGCAUCAGCCAGAUGCGUAGCGUAUUGCCUGCGCCUUCACUCUACCAAACAUCAAGUUCAAAGAACCUCGCGCCUGGGGUGGCAGAGAUUCCAAGAUCUCUGGCAGAAUCGACUGGUCACAUCAUGCCAGGCAACCCCCCAAUCUCCUCUAAGAAGACGCAGGAUGCUACAGGUCGUUUUGGUUUCGAUGCCGAAGAGCCUACCGAUGUCCCAGCCUAG
Verticillium dahliae VdLs.17 is the source of this 3333-nucleotide messenger RNA. RefSeq lists its product as uncharacterized. The record is from RefSeq and is a predicted model, not a curated record. The transcript has a single exon. NCBI's taxonomy places the organism in Eukaryota, Fungi, Ascomycota, Sordariomycetes, Glomerellales, Plectosphaerellaceae. The coding region runs from base 1 to 3333 and encodes 1110 amino acids.